GAAGCACCGAGAUUUAUCGAUUUAUCGAGCGAUAACGUAUGGCCUGUGGUGCGAUUUACCAGUGGCAGAACUCUCCUUUGCAUCCCAGUCGACUUUACUAUCAAUAAUGCGGAUGGAGAGACAGAGGCUCGGCGACGGCAGAUCCCUUUAAUCCUCGCUUGGGCUCUGAGCGUGCACAAAUCACAGGGACAAACUCUUGAACGAGUCAAAGUAGAUCUGGCUCGUACGUUCGAAAAAGGCCAAGCUUAUGUUGCUCUUUCUCGUGCAACAAGUAUGGAAUCACUUGAAGUAUUGAACUUCCAUCCUUCCAAGGUGAUGGCGCACCCCCGGGUCUUGGCCUGGCACGAUGAUCUGGACCACGAAGUAGAUAUGGACCCCGAUUUUGAUGAAAUGGACGCAGAUGAUGCAGUAGACGCGUUUUGGAAUUAGUAUAUUCGAAUUUGUUUCCAUAAGAUAUAUCCGCAUUAAUUGUAUAGUACCAAGUUUC
Molecule: messenger RNA, 487 nt
Organism: Serpula lacrymans var. lacrymans S7.9
Lineage: Eukaryota; Fungi; Basidiomycota; Agaricomycetes; Boletales; Serpulaceae
Exons: 4
Coding region: 274-429 (51 amino acids)
Source: RefSeq, a predicted model, not a curated record